AUGUUGUCGACAAUGGUCUCAGAACAUGACCGAGUGAAUGCAGUAUUCAGCGAGUACCUCAAGCUUUUGGAAAGUGACACGAGAUGCAGGAGCAGGUCCCCAGCUCAGGAACAUAAGGCAGAGAGUCCUUUGCCUGCCGGCCUUGAUGAUUACCCUUUGUCUGGUGUACCAGAAACGAUGAGCCCAAGUAGCAUGAAACUUGGCAUCCUUGCUCUGGUUCGUCUUUACAAAGGCGAGAUGUCCGAUGAUGAAGCUGUGAAGGUAGCAAAGGAGAUCUUGGGGGGGGAGGAAGCGCCUUCCCAGAGUUGUGCCCUCACUCCGCCCCUCAAGUCGCAGCCUGACCACGCGAGCUCCGCAUGCCCGGACAUGGUUCCGAAGAGUGAUGCGGGUGCCAAGGAGUCGUCAAGAUUCACGCUCGAGAUGGCGUUUAGCCAGACUCAGGUAGAUGCUGCAAGAACAGCGAUUCGUGAACUCAAAAACGCCAUCAAGGAGGUGGACACCAGCACCGGCGCGCGCACCAUCCAGGUCACCUUUCGCCGUGGCUUUGAUCCAGUUGAGGUAGCACAGAGGGUUGAGUACUGGAGAGGCCCGUGUUGCGAGCCUAUUCCCGUGGAGCCCUUGGAAAUCAAACGUCAUGGGACUUUCCGUAAACCGGUUGGACCGCAGAGCUUUGCAGUUGCAGGGGGUGAUGCUCGCAAGUUCGUCCUUAAACUGCAGUUGGCAGGAACAGGCGGACAGAGCACUGCAAAGGUCAGAAAGCUGUCUUUGCAGGUAAAAACCUCCUCGAAAGAGCUCUGGGUUUUGGGGUCGAAAACCGUUCUCUCGGAUGAGGCGGCGAGUAUGAUCAUGCAUUUCGGGCCCCAUGACUCGGCUCAGGUCCUAGCUGGGAGCACUCCGAAGUUUGAUGUGUCUCUUUUCUUCGCCACCGCAUCCCCGAAUGUGUAG
Symbiodinium necroappetens is the source of this 945-nucleotide messenger RNA. The record is from the annotation of a GenBank genome assembly. NCBI's taxonomy places the organism in Eukaryota, Dinophyceae, Suessiales, Symbiodiniaceae.